This is a messenger RNA of Pygocentrus nattereri (red-bellied piranha), 9768 nucleotides long. It is a transcript of the gene tmem163a, whose product is annotated as transmembrane protein 163a. Gene Ontology annotation, cellular component: synaptic vesicle membrane. The transcript is spliced from 8 exons. The record is from RefSeq and is a predicted model, not a curated record. Gene Ontology annotation, molecular function: zinc ion binding. Bases 125 to 973 code for a protein of 282 amino acids. Lineage: Eukaryota; Metazoa; Chordata; Actinopteri; Characiformes; Serrasalmidae.
GCUCCGUUGCUGAUGCCGGGACACACCGCGUUUUAGGCAGCGCAUCUCUCGGGCUGCAUGGCGCCUUCUCUCAGACUCUAAAGCUGCUCUCUGAGCUUCAAAAGCACUGAAACUUAAGAGAACCAUGACGGAUCUCUCGGCCUCGUCCCCGGUCCCUGACCCCGCUGUGGUGGACCCCUCCUCGGCCGUGAGGAACGGCCGCUGCGCCGCUGCCCUGGAGCCCAGCCCGGCCAGGAGAGACGGCGAUGUGUGCGCUACGGAGCAAGAUCAGGAGAUGAAGAUCACAGACAGCGUGGAGGGGCAGGGUCUGUUGGAGAGCAGUAUGCGCCUGAAACCCCAUGAAGCUCAAAGCUACAGGAAGAAGGCCCUGUGGGUGUCGUGGAUUUCCAUUGUGGUGACGCUUAUCCUGGCAGUGGCAGCGUUCACUGUAUCCUUCAUGAGGCACAGCGCAUCUGCCUUUGGAUUUGCUUUUGAUGCUACAUUAGAUGUGCUCUCAUCCAUCAUAGUGCUCUGGCGCUACAGCAACGCAGCAGCUGUGCAUUCUGCCCACAGGGAAUACAUAGCCUGUGUGAUAUUGGGGGUAGUGUUUCUUUUGUCCUCCAUGUGUAUCCUGGGAAAAGCCAUCCAUGACCUGGCUACUAAGCUCCUGCCUGAAGUGGACGACUUCCUCUUUAGUGUAUCUAUUGUGAGCGGAAUCACGUGCGUCGUCCUGGCUGUUGUUAAGUUCAUGCUGGGGAGAGUGCUGACGAGCAGAGCUCUAAUCACUGAUGGUUUCAACUCAAUGGUUGGAGGGAUUAUGGGAUUCUCCAUCCUCAUCAGUGCAGAAGUCUUUCGGCAACACCCUGUGGUCUGGUUUUUAGAUGGCACCAUUGGCGUUCUGAUUGGGCUCAUCAUCCUAGCUUAUGGAAUAAAGUUGUUAAUUGACAUGGUACCACGAGUAAGGCAAACCCGGAACUACGAGCGUUUUGAGUGAGCAUGAUUGAGAAGAUGUGGGAGAAGGGGGUACCCAUGCUGUAAUGAUCAUCACCCUCAUCUCACACCUCCACCUCCAACACACACAAACACACAUUCAUUUGCAUACAAUCAGAUCCAAGAGCGAAGAGUGUCAGCAGUCUUCUUCAUCUGACCAGCUGUUCUGAGACUUAUCAUCACAUACUUCACCUGAUCUUCAAACUCAAUCUAUCAGCCAGCAGCACCUCAACAGAAACAGAAGAAGCAGCUAUGGAAGCUCAAAAGAAGGUCACUGGAUGAAGGCCUUGGCAAAGGCAAACUUUUUUCUUUAUAAUCUUUUUUUUGUCUGGUGUGAUACUGACAUAUUCCUGACAUUCUUUGAGGUUGUUCUCCAUCAAUGUUCAGUCAGCUUUUUCUAAAAUCCAUUCAUUAGCUUCACUUAGCUGCGGUACACUGUGUUCUUCCAGUUGGAGGUCAUAUGGGUGUCCUGCUGUUCUUAACCUCACACCUCAGCACAUCAACCCUCCCUAAAAAUCCUUCUUCCCAUGUUUUCCAACUAAUAAAGCCUUGCUGUCCCAAAGAAAAUGAAAAAUUGUUACAAAUAUUCACAGACAGGUCAUGCAGCCAGGAUUUGCAGAGUUACCAAACCAGCCCUUGUUAUCCGAAGCUCUAGAUGGCUCCAACGAUAAAGUACAUAAGAAGCUGCAUGGACCCUUGCCCAGGUUCAUGCAAGGUCAAUUUUUAGAGCGAAAAUGCUGGUCAAGGGACCAAUACAUUCCUCAUAACAAGAGGCCUAAGUCAGCAAGUAGUCAGGAGAGUCCCAAAACUGCUGAGAUAUGAACAAGAUGUGGAGAUGGGGGACCAAUUGUAUACACCAUACCUGCAAGGCAUGUAAAUGGUGUCAUUCAGCAUUCCUACCAUAUCUGUGUUAGCAACUACUGCUCGAACCCUUGAUUUAUUGUUUUCUUUCCUUCACAAGCAUGAAAUCACUGGUAACAAUAAUAUAAAUGAUGCUCGCGCACUACAGCUUCAUAGGUUUGGAACCAAGUUUCUGCUGAGAAACAUUGGUGCUGGUCACACUGUCCAGGAGCGGUUCAAUUCACCAUACAAGUGUGUAAAAUUCCCGUCAUAUGUUGGUGUCAACAUAUGCACAAAAAUUUGUUUUUUGCUCAGUUAUCCCACUAGCUGGGACUCUGUCCUUCACACAUUCACUUAUUGUAUUUUCUCCUCUUGGGUUAAUUAGAGUAUAAUUAGUUAGAUUUCGCAUGCGACAUGAGCUGUCGUGACAUCAAUUAUAACAUCUAUUAUGACCGUUACCAGUAAUGUAAGGUGAUGUGAAACUGCUAUAUUACUUAAUACAAUCUGUUAUGACAACUCAUGACAGCAUAUAGCUGUUGUCAGUUUUUGUCAUGAUUUGAAAAUGCCUGUUGCUCUUUAUAUUGUGCAGAAAUUUCAUGAUGAAUGGACUAAAAGAAACGGCCCAAAAUGACUUGGAAAAAGUCUGGUUCCAUUGACUUGCAUUGUCAUCAAUUCCAAUCAAAAGUGCUGGCUUGAAAUGCUGUGCUAGUUUUUGUUUGAUGAUAGGCCAAGUAAAAAUGGAAAUAAUAUAAAUUUGAUAUGAAAAUCAUUUUUACACAUGCAUAAAAGUAUAAAACAGGGAUGGGGAUGGUGUUGCAUUUAUUUUAAUAUCUAAACGAAACAUGUCUGAAUCUACAGACAUUUUCAAAUUAGAUUUUAUAUGUUUUAUGUGAUUUGGGGUCCAAUAUUGAUAAAGUAGCCAAAGUGGAAAAAAGGUACAAAACAGUGGCAUAGUAAGCAUUUGUUAAUGUAGUAUAUAAAGGCAAAAUCAAAAGUAUUCAAAAACGAACAAAAUAGCCCAAGACUCCCUGCAUUUAUUACAAAAUGUCAUUUUAAUAGGAGUUGUGGAAAUAGUGUUGGCUUUAAAUGGCAAAGAGAAGAAGUUAAAGUAAACCGGAGAGGAACUUUAUUUGUGUUAAAUCUCUAAACGCAGGUCAGGAGAUUAAGCCAGGAGAUUAAGUUGAACUCAAGCACCUCUGUUCCUCAUUCAGUCCAGUGGGCAGUUUCUACCCCAUAAGCAGAAUAGCAGGAUUGCACUUACUUAAAAAUGUAUAUGGAGAAAACCGGUAAAUAAGUGGAGUAAUUGUUAUGAAGUUAUGAAGUUUUCUCCAUCAAAUAAGAAGAGCAAGUGUUGUACUUUUGCCUAAAAUGCCAUUUUGUUAUUUAGCAGUUCUACUUAUUUCAUUACAAGAGAAAAAAAUCUCUCUAAAGCUGAUCCUUAAUGGGUUAUAAUGUUGGGAUCAGUUAAGAAUAAUCUAUGAUUUGCUUGGCAUGGACUGCUUUGGCUGAAUCCAAAAACAACAGGAUUUGUUUGACUUUCCAGAUUAGACCAGCCUAAAGGUUUGCUGGUGUUGAAGCCCUUUUUAAAAAUAGAUCAGUCUCUGUAAUAUAAGAUUUAUGGUAUUAUAAUGCUGUGGUUUGAAAUCACCCUGCUAAAAUGAAUGGCCAGAGGCUGUGUGCAAACAAAAGCUACUGAAGGUCAGCUAACAUAAUUGAGUUGCACUGAAAUUUAGCGAGGCGGGGUCCAGAGAGGGACAGGAUGUAGGAAUUCUUUUUUCACGUUUUUAGUUUGUAUUUAAAGCACAUUUUGGAGCCUGUUGUAUAGAAUCUAUAUUCACUUUCAUCUGUUUUCUGUGAAGCACAAAGCACUAAACCAUAGUGAACAGCAAUAUCAUAUUUCCUAGGUUGCUAACCUUAAAAUCCUCUGAAAUCCAGACUGAAAUAUCUAAUGUAUUGAUCAGAAACAUUCUGGUGGACUGUGGAUAAUGAGUAAUGCUGCAGAAGGACAGAAAGAAAAUAGUGGAUUAAUGGCUGAAAAGCACAAAUGCAGAAAUGUUGACCUCAAAAACAAACCCAUAAGAUGUUCCAUCAGAAUGUCUGGCACUUCAUGAAAGGUUGUAGAUGUUUAACAAGGCUGUAAUACAGUCCAUCAGACCUGUGAUCUCAGCUAUCUAAGCACAAAGACAAUGUAUGACAAAGGGAGUGCCUCCAGGUUGCAGUUUAGGCCCAAUCAAGUUUGAGAAAAUAUAACAUUGCUAUACUGAUUUACAACUAUAGGCUACACAUGUCAUUAACUUCUCUUCAAAUUCAAAUCAUAAUUAAAAAUCUCUUCUUCUACUCACAAACACAAAUGUAGUAUGAGCUCCAAGUUCAGAAUCUGCACUUUCCACAGAAUUUAUAAAUACAAAAAAAAAAAAAUAGAAAAUGACAACAUGCUUUUAUUAUUGUAAGCAAUAACUUAGACUUCUAAAGUCCAAUACAUACUGAAAACAAUAAGUGGAAAAUAUUUGAAAGUGAUUUUUUUUUCACACUAUUUGUCCUCAAUUUGUUACUUUGCAUUUGGGCUACUUACUUUUUUCAAAUGUUCGCACAUAGGUCAGAUAUCUGUAAUCCAGUCUGAGCUGCUUUUGGAGAUGCACCUGUAAAAACCGAGGACAAACUACUCAUUUUGAUAUUUGUGAAAAGUUGUGAUCCAUCAUCUUGAUUUUUGCUUUACCAAGACCAAAAACAACAGUGACUGGUCAAAUGAGUUUACAAAACGUUUGCUGAAGUUCCCAAAAAAUGAGCAGAAGAUGAAUAAAACAAUGCUACACCCAAAAAAUCACGUUGGGUGUGCCAAGAUAUCUUCAAAUAUGGAAGUGCUCAAAAUGAAUUUAUUGACACCUGAUCAAUUUGCACAAAUACAUCACGCUUCAUAUGUAAAGAAAGUGGAAUUCCAGCAGAUUUUCAAGUAGUUUAAGCUUAAGAUGUAAUCAAAGUCAUUCAGAGUGGUCUGAUGUGAAGUGCUCCAUUUUUUGCAAAAUUUACAGAGUCAGAACUGUUCACAGUAGUAGUGAUAGGAACCAGACAUCUGAAAAGUUUAAGGCCUCUAAAGCUCUCUCACAAAGAGGUGAAAAGCUAAAAGGUUACAAAUGCAUUGCCUGAUCUGUGACAUUGUUUUAUAAAAAUUGGAGAUAAGCCUUUGGCCCGAAACACGUUUUUGAAAUGUAUGUAGGGCAGAGGGGUAGAUGAAGGGUGUUGUAUUAUGUGUGGUUGGUAUAGGACAGUGGGUCACAGAUUUGUUCUUUACAUCAUGCAGACUGGGGUUCUAUACCAGUGUGAAGAAUUCAGAAAGUUUCUCUAUAAUGCAUCAUUUCACAUACAACCACUCAUAAUGAAUUUGAUUACAUUUUAAUGAUUUUAUAAGUCCAUAAAUCUAGCAAAAAUCUGUGACUUCCCUUCAAGAGUUAAAGGUUUUCUGAACAGUGUUGAAAUGGACACUGCAGAUAAUGUCUAAUGCUACAUGUAGAAGUACCACAUGUGUAGUCAUAUCACAGAAACCCUAAUAGUAGAUAAGCACACUGUCUUUUUACCACACUUGCACAUGAACUCACUGUAAAUGAAUAGCAAAUGAAGCACACUAACAAAAAACAAUGAAGGAGGUGAUUUUGUGAAAAUGUUGAAUAAACUGCAUUUACUACUACCCUACUAACUCAAUGAAUGGAAAUGUCUGACAUCAUUUUGAAGUUCUUUUCGCUUUGAAGUUCAUUUCCACCCUUUGCAUCAUUUGUACAUAAAUUAAAUAUACAUGCUGCCUAAAGGGGCAUUCUGGCCUAAAACUAGCCUUUAAUGUUAUUUGAAUCAGUUUAUGUCAUAUUCUGUACUGCAGCAUCGCUCAGCCUCACCAGUUUGCCAGAAUUGAUAAUAAUUUGCAUUCAUCAGUUUUCUCACCCAGCGUGCACUACGCAACUACAUCAUAGAACUACUUGGGAUGACGAAAUCUGGACUGCUAGCAUAGCCACUGAUGUAGAGGCAAAUAAAUACAGUCAUGUUAUUUAGAUUGCCCUCAAGUAUCCACCCCAAAGGCUUUGUAGUACCUCCAACGUUGUAGAUACAUUCUGAGAAGGGGAUUAUACCAGUCAUUAAACUGGAAAAUCUCACUCUGGAGACUACUCCGCACCACUGUAGGAGGCGAGUGAGCACUUUUAUGACAGAUGUAGUAAUGGCUAUGUUUUUGUAAUGCUGGCUCGACUGCCCCUUUAUGUGAGGUCAAUGUUACAUGUAAAGCUCUGUAUAACUGUGUAUAUGGUAAAUAUAGCCUUGUACAAUAUAGAUAUGGAGUGUAAUAAUCUUGUUUCCAUAUAGAUGACAAUAAUGUGUGAAAUUUAAAGGGUUUGGUAUUGACAGUUAUCAGCUGCAUCUUCAUACCUGUUAGUAUAUAAUCCAGUAGAUUUUGGUUCUGAAAGCUAAAGUGUUAUUGUCUGAUGUGGAUAUGAAUUGAUAUCUGAUCUGAUAUCAGCUCAACAUCUCAGCUCACCUACAGCACACUGAUUUGUAUCCCCAAAACUGUUGGAAGACAAUCAUAGGCCAGCUCACGAUGGCUAACUGCACAAUGUAGCUAAGCUACAUGCAUAUGUAUUGCUCCGUUUUGAAUUCAUUUAUAUUUAUUGAUUUGUUUUUUUAAUGUUGGCUUAAACUCUCUGUGGACAUGUUUGACCAUUCUUUUCAAUAUUAUUUUGUUCUUUAAAAAUGAGUCCUUACAGUAUCAAUUAUUAUGGUCUGAUAUGUUGAUGAUUUCACAGAUUUAAUGACAGACCAUCAAAUGUUUGUUUACAUAGUUUAACGCUGUUUAAUGCAGUCAGUGCACUGACCACUGUUGGUCAAUGUAAGAUUCAUUAUUGUUGAUUGAAGUUUGUGAUGGUUUACAAAUGUAAAGUGUUUUUUGCAUUUGUUUUAUUUAUAUUGUACUCAUCUUGCUCUAUUAUAAAAGAGGAGUAGAUGUUAGGACUACGGUGACAGUUAUGGACUAGUUGUAUUGUGUACUUGCAACAAGUGUCUGAUUACUUGCAUAUUGCUAUACAGUUUAUGAUGGUCACACAAGUGUUAACUUAUUGAAAACUGCUUGUUGCUGUAACUGUAAAAACUGUAUUUUUCCAGACUCCAAAGAGAAACUGUGAAAAUAACUGUAUGUUGUGUGCUAUCUGAACUACACCUGACCUCAAAUGGUCAACUUGCGCACUGCUUGUAUUCAUGCUGUCAUGCAUAGCCUUAGCUAGAAAGCUAGCAAUAGUCAGAGCUCAGUUGAGCCAUCUCCCUGACAAAAGCAGGAUUUCUGAGUUCAGUCACACAAAAUAGGCCUAAAACAGGCUGGACCGGUCAUUAGGCACCAAAAAUUACACCAUUAUGGUAUAAACAGUAAAACCAGUUAUUCCUGAUUAUAUACUCGCGAUAGUAUACUGCUGCAGAAUAAGUUGUAGUGAUAAACUGUAGAUAACUGCAUGGUUGGGUGCAGUUGUGUGACUGGUGUAUACAGCAACACUGAGCCAAGCAGCUAACAUAGCAGUCACCAUGCUGGCUAACUCACCAAUAAUAAAUCACACAUUUUUAGAGAGUUAUACCAUCCAAAGUGGUGUUCAUAUGACACAUUUUAAAAAUAGGAUAGCUAAAAUAGGAUUGUCUCACACCUAAAAUAAAAAUUAAAAAAAUAAAAAUAAAAAAGGACGCACUUCUCAGGCGAGACAGAGAUUUGGGAAAACAGUCUCUUGGCUGACUGAGAAAACCUUUAAAAGGUUGCUGCUUGGACACUGCUAACAUUAGUGUUUAAUCCCAUUCUGGAUCUUCAAUGUUGCUGUACAAAGCCUUGCCCUAUGUAAAAGGGCUGAUAUUAGCUUUUCCUCCAUUCUGGAUCAGUGUUGCUGUACAAGGCCCUGCCCCUUCAGAUGUCAAUGCAGCCAAAGCAAUAGCGCUGUUGGUUGUUCAUGUGAAUUCACGUGUCAUGGUUCACCAAAGCUGAACUCGAUGUGAAAGCGCCCACCACUUUGAAUUUCUUUUCAAUUAAUCCACUUCCGCUUUCUACACCUUGCUGCCAAAAAGCUAGUGUGACUGGGCUUUUAAGGCAGAAGUCAAGACUAUCCAAUAAAAGAAGAGAUCAGGAACAUUCCUAUUGGACUACGUUCACUUUUGGCCAACUCACUGUAGAAAUCCUGCUUUGUGAAAAACCAUUCUUGUGCUUCGCUUUGCAUGGGAAGAAAAGUUCUUAGUGUGUUUCUCAAACUGAAACUUUGUUCGCUAUGUAGUGAACUAACUGGGGAUUUGGCCAUGCACUACUAUCCCAAAUCAUUUGUCUCCACAGUAGACCUCAAAACACAGGUUCUGAACAUUCGUCCUAAUUGAUCUAAUUCAUGAGUAUACAGGCUUUUUUUUUAAAGCAGGUCAGAUGGGACGAGGCACAAUUAGUAUAUGACAUAGACUCCCUUUUCAAAUGUGUGGUUAGCUCCUCACAAUCCUUCCUUUAUUAUGCUUCAUUAAAUCUUGUACAUGUUCUUUAUUUUCAAUGUUUGCUUUUUUAAAAUCGCAUGUAAAACAGUUUUAGAUUCGAGAGGGAUGGACAGUCUACUGAGUGUAGCACUAACAUGAGGCUGACUAACAGAUUCGUCAUGGCUCUUUUUAUACCCAGUGCUUGGAAGAGUCGCCAACAAAUGAGAGUUAGGGAUUUUUCCAAGUCUAGCAAGUUUAAGAAAGGCUGGAAAUUGUACCUGUCUAGCUACAUCUUCAAUUAUGAGGGUGGAUAUUUUAAAGAUUGUCCAACAAUGUCCAUUAGCCUUUACUCCAAAGGCUGCUACUAGCAUGAGAAGUCAUACAGUUUGAGAGUGGGCUUUUCCUAAACCUCAGCCUGCUCUCACAUGACUUCUCAUGCUUCUUGAACUAGAAGCUUGCAUGCCAACUUCCUCCACAGCCUGUCUAUCCAGGCACAAAAUGAUGGGAGCAAUGUGAAGCCAAAGCCGAGCAGAGUUGAGCAAAUGACCGAAAUUUCUCAUGUCAGUGUUGACACAUACUGGUAGCUAACGGGAAUAUGCUGGUGAAUCUUUAAGCUACUCACCCUCAUAACUCAAGACAUAGCUAGAUGCAUACAGUGACCUUUCAAACAACACUGCUGGACCUUUACUGCUCAUUUGCUUUAUUGUAAUAUGAAUAAUCUGUAAGUCAGAUUUAUGUUGAUGCUACACUGAGUAGGCUAACAAUGCUAAAAGUGGUGUACACGCUACACACACUAAAAAUAAAGAACAAUAUGUAUUGAAAUGAACUGAAAGGUACUGAAAAAAUGAUGAGAACAGGUGAGGAGGUAACUAGCAAAGAUAGCAGUUGAUACAAGCUAACUGGAAGUAAACAGACGUGUUGUAAACAUUUAAAAAAACCAACUCCAUUUUAAAAACGUCGUAUUAUGUGUCAGAUUUUUUAAUAGCACGAAUUAACCAGAAGACCAGCUUACAGAACACAACAUAUGCCGUUUUUUUUUCUAGCAGGGAGGAAGCCAGUUGUGUGUUAACGGUUAAUUUACUGCUGCAGAGGUCUGUUUACAUCCCAGUGCUUCAGUAAUUCCAGGCCCCGUUACAACAGAAUGGGCCCUAGAUAGUAAUUUACCACAUAGGGAGCUCAAGGUUGGUUUGAGAUACAGCCUUAGUUAAAAAAAUAAAUAAAAAAAUAAAAAAAGCCUAGUGCCAUGAGUGCAUAUGCGCAUGCGGAAUAAGAUUUCUCGAAUACACUAGCGUUAUGUAGGUCUAGAUAUAAUGGCUUGCACACUCAAGCAGCGGACUAUAUGUCUAACAGUGAGCCGUUUAGGAUUCAGCCUGUAUAAAUUAAGCCUGAAAACAGGAUACCUGACUGUAAAUAUGUUUCAGUGGUACUAUACAUUUCUGUAGAACCCAGGACCGUUUUGACCAAAAUGUUACAUGACAAAUAAAAGCUGUUUUUGAAGAAGAA